AUGUAUUCGAGAAAUGCUUUCCUUCAUCGAUUUAUUUAUUCAUGCAAAAUCAACUACAGAAAUAUUCAUAAUGAUCAACUCCUUUCAAGUUCAGAACAAUUCGAAAAUUUUGUACCAAGACAACGAUUCGAACUUCCUGUGAAAUUUGAUCGGAAAGAUUGGUAUCCAAAACAUAUGCAUAUUCAAAUGAAAGUAAUGGAAGGGAAGCUUCGAACAGUUGACUUGAUCUUGGAAGUUCAUGACUCACGAGUGGCUCUCUCAGGAAGGAACUCAAAUUUUGCUCAAAAAUUGUUUUCAGUAAGACCACAUAUUUUAGUAAUGAAUAAAAAGGAUUUAAUCGAUCAGGAAAGAUACAGAGAACAAAUAGAGAAACAUUACAAUUAUCAAGGUGUUGAAAACAUUUUUUGGACAGAUUGCACAAAGCGUGUGGAUUCACAAUGGGAUGCUUUAAGAGAAAAAAUGUUGGAAUUAUUACAAAAAGAACUUCGAUUUAAUAGAACGGUUAAAACAGAAUAUCAAGUAAUGGUUAUUGGAAUUCCAAAUGUUGGUAAAUCUUCUCUAAUUAAUGCUUUUAGGAAAAAUAAUUUGGGAUAUGAAAAGGCCCAUGCUGAAGGUCCUUUUCCUGGUGUCACUACAAGAGUUCAAAAUCGUGUUAGGAUAUGGCAAGUUUUGAUAUUUUUUUAA
Meloidogyne enterolobii is the source of this 684-nucleotide messenger RNA. NCBI's taxonomy places the organism in Eukaryota, Metazoa, Nematoda, Chromadorea, Rhabditida, Meloidogynidae. The record is from the annotation of a GenBank genome assembly.